UUAUCUGUUAUCUUAACUUUUUCCUCUUUGUUUUUGUUGUUACUUGACACUUGUUAGUUGUUAUUACCUAUUUUGUUUUUACGAAGUUCAAAGUUACGAAGUAACGACUUACGACCGAAAGUUGUAGCUGUAGUUGUAGUUAUUGACUAACCAAACUACUGAAGUAAGACGUAACGUCUAUUGUCUCGAGUUCCGUCGACCGUCGUGAGUCGUUGUACUAUUGAAGUAUUAAAAAUUGCUUGUCACUAGGUAUCAGAAUGGAUAAUAAAGCUGUACACCAACCAAUGGUCACUGACGAACCUCAAAAUGAAGUUCAAGUUUCCAACAUUCAUCCAUUGUCUGAUCACAUGAAUAUAAGUGUGGCGUUUAAGGAAAUAGUGUCCAAGGAUCCACCUAGGUAUACAAAAUUUCUCGAAGCUAUCAAUAAGACAUUUGAAGAAAUUAGCGAUUGCAUUGGUCCAGAAGAGUUUAAAAACAUAAUGGGCGAUAUAUCAUUUUUAAAAAGUAAAAGGAAUGUAACAAAUUUGUUGUCUACAUUAAAAACGCAGAUCAGGAAUCUGAUGAGCAAGCAUUUUGAACAAAUUAUUGAGGAAGAAAAUCUGUCUGAACUAUUUACCAAAAAGAAUGCAUUAAAUGAGGAAGAAGCAAAAAAAUAUUACAUUAAUAAUGAAUCCAUGGAAAUCAUAGAACUAGAAGAGACUAUACGUAAACUUGAUGUACAAAUUUCUGAUUUGGAAGAAACUAAUGAAGUUUUGUUCAAUCAAGGAAAGUUCAAUAAACAGCGAUUUGAUCAAGUAUCAGAGAGGAUAACAAUUUUAAUAGAAGAAUGUGAAACUAAAUACAAUAACAUUUUACAACAAAUAGACUUAAUGAGAAAAGAUUUCACCAACAUACUGAAAGAUCCUUGAACAUCGGAUAGAAUUUAUUUUUAAUUAAAAAUAAUUAAUUUUUAUGAGUAACACUAACCAUUAAGAAAUGUCAAUUAUACUUUUAUAUUUAAUA
Molecule: messenger RNA, 1002 nt
Organism: Metopolophium dirhodum (rose-grain aphid)
Lineage: Eukaryota; Metazoa; Arthropoda; Insecta; Hemiptera; Aphididae
Exons: 4
Coding region: 258-908 (216 amino acids)
Source: RefSeq, a predicted model, not a curated record